This is a messenger RNA of Cucurbita pepo subsp. pepo (vegetable marrow), 1239 nucleotides long. RefSeq names its product gibberellin 2-beta-dioxygenase 2. The record is from RefSeq and is a predicted model, not a curated record. Lineage: Eukaryota; Viridiplantae; Streptophyta; Magnoliopsida; Cucurbitales; Cucurbitaceae.
AGUUGUCCUUUAAUUUAAUCAGCUCACAACUCUCUCUCUCUCUGUGUAAAAGCCUUGUAUAAAUACGAGGUUGCUCCCCCUUCUAUCAUGGCUACAACUCCAAACCAACACCUAAAUUUGUAAUCAAAUCUUCAACCUUUUUUUCCUCAAACCAUGCCUUUUCCGACAGCCAUGAGAUCCAAGAAGACAAAGGCCGUCGGAAUUCCGACCAUAGAUCUCUCCGAAAGCAGAGCAAGAACUUCCAAAUCCAUUGUCGAGGCCUGCCAGCACUUUGGCAUCUUCAAAGUCAUCAACCAUGGAGUUUCUGACCAUGCCAUUGCUAAUCUUGAACGCCAAGCCUUUGAUUUCUUUGGCCAAACGGCGCCCGAGAAGCACCGUGCUGGCCCUGCCGCCCCCUUCGGCUAUGGCUGCAAAGCCAUCGGCCCCAACGGCGACAUCGGCGACCUCGAGUAUAUCCUUCUUCGCUCCGACCCUGCUUCCAUUGCUGAAACCUCCGCCUCCAUCUCCAACAGCCCUCUUGGUUUUAGCUAUGUUGUGAAUGAGUACGUUAAAAGUGUAAGAGAAUUAGCAUGUGAGAUUCUUGAUCUGGUGGGGGAGGGUCUAUGGUUACCAAACAAGUCUGUCUUCAGUAACCUCAUCAGAGACGUCCAAAGUGAUUCAGUUUUGAGGAUCAAUUACUACCCUGCAGCAGUCAAGCACACUGAAAAAAGUAGGGAACUUUCAUCGAAAUCCCACCUUUCAACUAACAAGGUUGGAUUUGGGGAGCAUUCUGACCCUCAGAUCUUGACCAUCUUGAGAUCGAACGAUGUCGAUGGCCUCCAAAUCUCCUUGCACGACGGGUUGUGGACACCUGUAUGUCCCGACCCGUCUGCAUUCUACGUCUUGAUUGGUGAUGCUUUUCAGGCAAUGACAAAUGAUAGAUUUGUAAGUGUGAGGCAUAGGGCAAUGGCAAACAACUCAAAGAAGGCAAGAAUGUCAAUCAUGUACUUUGGGGCACCACCAUUGAAUGCAUGGAUAGCUCCUCCAUCAGAUAUGAUGCUCCCCAAGGACCAAUCUCUAUAUAAGCCUUUCACUUGGGCUCAAUACAAGAAAGCUGCUUAUUCUCUUAGAUUAGCUGACUCUCGUCUUAAUCUCUUCAAAGCUUCUUAACAACUACUUAUAGUUUGAUUAGGCUAAUGAUCAUGUUUAUUAGGGUUUAAAAGAACACGUUCAUUUGGGUUCAAAGCCAAAUGCUUAAAG